AUGGAGAUGGGAAUGAAGCUACUGGCCAGUGAAGCUGCCACACUCCGAUACUUAAGGGUACAUAGCGAUAUCCCAGUCCCAACAGUAUACGACUACUGUGCUUCUUCCGCCAACGAUAUUGGUAUCCCAUUUAUUCUCAUGAGCAAAGCGCCGGGAUGGCCACUCUCGAAAGUCUGGAAACCGGCGGGUUCUCCUCAGCGUGACCUAGACACAUCCACCAAGGCAAGAAUUCUCACACAGUUGGGCGGCAUUACCUGGAAGCUCUCCCAGUUGCGCUUCGAGAGAAUCGGCUCACUCUUCGAAGAAGAGGGGUCCUUCCAAAUGAAGGAAUGCCUCUCACGUGGUCGCAUCUUACAUGAACGAUACGAUCUGGAGACCUCGCGUGGGCCUUUCACUUCUGAGGCAGAGUUCUGGGACAGCCUCAGUUCCGCGUUCGUGGAGCACGCAGAGGCUCUGCCGUUGUCGCAUCAUUGCUUCAUGGCACCUGUUCCCUCGCCCGAGGAUUACCAGUCCGGCAUGGAAUACAAGAACGCUGUGUGCCUAUGGAACGACUUCGUGACCGUUGGAGGCAAAAUCGACUCAUCGAAGAACAGAUUGGAUUACAUCAUCGUCGGCAAUGCUCUUCGCGACAUUUUACAUGGUGGUCAACUUCCAGCCAUCAUUCCGGAGACGUUUCCCUUGUGCCACGCUGAUCUGAGUGUCAAUAACAUAUACGUCGAUGACGACUAUAAUAUCACGUGCAUAAUUGACUGGGCAUUUGCCUCAUCCAUCCCCGAAUCUAUGUUCGUAGCCGCCCCAGGAUUACCACAAUACCGCGACGAAAUUAUUUCAGACUUACGUACCUCGUUCACUGAUGGUUUUAUUGCUGCCAUGCCCGGCGCCGUCGAGAAGAGUUUGAUCAACAGUUAUCGCGAAUCACUUGAUCGGGCCCACGUCGCCUGGAGCUUGAGUCGCCUUCUCGGCCUUGAUUCGAUCGCUGACUACGACCUCUUUUCUACCGUAUGGCAUUUUGCACAUGGUCCUGACGCCGAUGUGGGACAAUAUCUUCUACAACAGCGGCGUUCGCCCCGAUAUGUCCAGUUUUAUCACGAAAUGCAAAAACAGGAUCAGCAACCAUCAAAGAUCGAGAAGAAGGAAAAGGAAUAUUUUCACGACAACGAUCUCAGAUCCACAAUCGCAAAGAAGCUGACGGUUAUGUCGGAAUGGAAAACUCGAUAUACCAUUAGCAAUCCGCCACCAAGGCUUCGUCAAGACAUGUUUGUCGCCGGCCCCAAACUGUGGAAGUGGAUCAUGCGAUUCAUGCGAGACUGGGAAAACUUACGAUGACCCGUUUAUGCAAGCAAGGAACCCAAUAAGGGCUCACGGGGGAAGCCUUUCAUGCGAGCUAGGCCUCGCAGUUGCAAAAGCGGCAUAUAGCGGCAGAGAAC
Aspergillus japonicus CBS 114.51 is the source of this 1427-nucleotide messenger RNA. RefSeq lists its product as uncharacterized. The coding region runs from base 1 to 1326 and encodes 441 amino acids. The transcript has 2 exons. Lineage: Eukaryota; Fungi; Ascomycota; Eurotiomycetes; Eurotiales; Aspergillaceae. The record is from RefSeq and is a predicted model, not a curated record.